Seminavis robusta is the source of this 1230-nucleotide messenger RNA. The record is from the annotation of a GenBank genome assembly. NCBI's taxonomy places the organism in Eukaryota, Bacillariophyta, Bacillariophyceae, Naviculales, Naviculaceae.
GCCCCAUCAUCGUUGCCCAGCAGUGCUCCAUCGGUGCUACCUAGCAGUGUUCCCUCUUAUACUCCCAGUGAAUCACCUGUAACAGAUAACCCGACAAGCUCCAGUCCCACAACUGUUGAGCCUACAACGGCUAUUCCUUCAACCAUGUUACCAACAAAGGCCCCAACGCCUGAGCCUACCAACCAGCCCACCGACCAUCCAACAAGUGCUCCAAGUAACCAUCCUACACCACAACCUUCUCAGCAACCCACCAACCCUCCAACUGAGCAACCAACUAGUCCACCGACAGAACACCCAACCAAUCCACCUACAGGAGAACCCACUCCACAACCAACGGACCAACCAAGCAAGCAACCAACGGACCAGCCUUCCAAAGAGCCCACUGACCAACCCACACCAAUUCCAACUGAGAUGCCUCAGGAGACGCGUCAUCUGAAGAACAGGAAUGACAUUUCUACAAUUCGUGGAUGUUUGCACUGUGGAAAUCCCGCAAUUCGCUGUAUCAAUCCCAAAAAGUCAGGUUUGUCACAAGGCAUCUCUGGUUUCCUUGAAUGCACCGACCUGUCUGGUCCCUGUGUUUGGGAAGGUGAAGAAAUGCCUUCUGCCAGAGAACUGACCUUGAUGUUGUUGGAUGAUGAAUAUUAUGAUGGGGUCUUUAUAGUCUUCAUGCUGGCUUCACACCAACAGAAACCAUCUGAUGAAUCCCUUGUCCAUGUUUUCUGUGAUUCUGAUCUUGCAUCCACAAAUGGCUUUUCUGAGAGAAGCAGUUUAAGUGAGAGUUUGAUCUUGGGUGGAGGGGCAGGAAACAUUGGCAACCAGCUAUUAGUUGGUCCCUUUUCAAAGAGCAACCUGCCUAUUGAAGUCUGUUUUGAGUUUACAACGAUGCAGAAUAUUGACAGGUUGCGUGUUUUGAAUGCUGAAGAUGGCCUAGAUGCGGAUGACCUUUUGGGAAGAGUUCAGAACACUGAGCUAUGCAUCAGUAUUGUGGCGUCUGAAUACAGUGUGGAUAUGCAGCCCACGUCUUCCAGUCAGGAUAGUGCAUCAGAGAUUAGUCAAGAAAAGACUACAGACACAUCUGAACAUGGCAGUGAAGGGGGCAUUGACAAAGAGGUUGAGUUUGAUGAGAGCUUGGAAAGUACAGGUGGCCUCUUAAUUCAUGCUCUUGUCAUUGUCUGCUUUGGAUUGGUGAUAUGGAUGGUUCACUGCGCAAGAAAAUGGUUCCAGUUCUGA